UUCACUGCGAACAGCAUCUAACCACAGCGGCAUGACACGCCUAUGGCUCCGUCGCCGUACUACGCCGCCUUCCCCGGCAACGGCGGGUACAGCCCUCGACCGACCAACGAAUCGGUAGUGCAGGAAUACACUUCACCGCAGUCGACCUCUUCUACACCGGCCCGUACGCCCGAAUACCGUGUCAAUGGACAUCAGGCCAGCGCAGCAUGUGGGCACUACGAUAUGCCCCCCACGCCUGAAUAUGCGAGGGAAAAUGAAGAGACGGAGUUUGAGGAAAUGACCAACGCCAAGAUCAUGAAUCUGGUCGAAAAGCAUGGCAUCAAGCGGCCACAGGGCACGCGCGUCUCAUAUCACUACAACAGUGGCGUGGAGGACAUGCAUUUUGGCAGAACACAUCCCAUGAAACCCUGGCGUCUGACAUUGACGAAGCAUCUCGUGCUGGCAUUCGGCCUACAGCACACCAUGGACACGUACGAAGCCAUCUCUGCCGGCAAAGACGAAGUCUGCAAAUUCCACGACCCCGAUUACGUCGAUUUUCUCUCCAAAGUGUCGCCCGAGACGUUUAACGACCUCUGCCAGGAACCACGCUUUCGUAAGAAGAUUCCUCCAAAGCACGAGGGAGACACGGUCGAGCUCGGCCCCUACAAUCUUAGUACGAGUCCAGGUGCCGACUGUCCAGUCUUCGACGGGAUGUCCACGUAUUUGUUUCUGUAUACUGGAGCCACACUCAUGGCCACAUCCCAGCUGACAUCCAACAAUUCCGAUAUUGCCAUUAAUUGGUCUGGAGGGUUGCAUCACGCACACAAAGGUGAAGCCUCCGGCUUUUGCUAUAUCAAUGACAUCGUCCUAUCCAUUCUCGACUUAUUGCGAAAAUAUGCUCGUGUUUUGUAUAUCGACAUUGACGUGCAUCAUGGUGAUGGCGUCGAGGAGGCGUUCCAGCGACAUCCACGAGUCAUGACACUGUCCUACCACCGCUACGGACCAUAUGAUGAGACGGGACAUAAGUUCUUCCCCGGAACAGGUGAUCUGACAGAUGUCGGUCUCAAAGGCACACCCGGCGAGCGCUUCGCCAUGAAUGUGCCCAUUCCUUCUGGUAUCGACGAUCGCCAAUACAGCAAGCUCUUCGAAUCCAUUACCGGUUCCACUGUCGAAGCAUUCAACCCAGGCGCCAUUGUUCUCCAAUGCGGUGCCGACAGUUUGGGCGGCGAUCGCCUUGGCCAGUUCAACAUCAACAUCAAGCAGCAUGGCGAAUGCGUCAACUUCGUCAAAUCUCUCGGCAGACCUCUCCUUCUACUUGGCGGCGGCGGAUACACAGCACGCAACGUCGCCCGAGCUUGGACUCACGAAACUGCACUAUGCACACAAAACACCCUUCCAGACAAGAUCCCGCUCGACUGCGUGCCCAGACCUCAAGCUUUCCAGGGAAGAGCUCACGGCGAUGGGAAAAUGUACCCCAGCUUUGAACGAUUGCAUAAGAACGAAUGCAAGGACUCGGAUCUGGAAUAUCAGAUCAAGAUGUUGCAGGAGAAUCUGAAGUACGUGAGAAACAGUCCGUGGGUCAAGUUGGAUCAGUUGCCGACAAAUAGUCGGAUGGAGGAGAUCAUGGAGGAGUGUGACAGGAAGCUAGCACAGAGGAAGAGGAAGACUUUGGAGAGAAACCCGGCGGGUAGGGGCGAGUAUUGAGCGAAUUCGUGAGAAUAUUUGACGAUCGUUCUACACGGAGAUCGACUACUGCGCGAUGAUUCGAUACGCACAUGACAUGAGAUGAUCGGCGUCUAUGGCGCUUUGAGGAUAGGGAGAUACCAGGUCGUCUAUUGGCUCUACUUUGACUGAAAUGAAAUGAUG
This is a messenger RNA of Cercospora beticola, 1845 nucleotides long. RefSeq names its product histone deacetylase HOS2 (gene HOS2). Gene Ontology annotation, cellular component: Rpd3L-Expanded complex; nucleus. Gene Ontology annotation, molecular function: histone deacetylase activity. The record is from RefSeq and is a predicted model, not a curated record. NCBI's taxonomy places the organism in Eukaryota, Fungi, Ascomycota, Dothideomycetes, Mycosphaerellales, Mycosphaerellaceae.